Schistosoma bovis is the source of this 1794-nucleotide messenger RNA. The record is from the annotation of a GenBank genome assembly. Lineage: Eukaryota; Metazoa; Platyhelminthes; Trematoda; Strigeidida; Schistosomatidae.
AUGUUUAGCCAGCGAAAUUCUGUUUACACUCCCUGGCCAAAGUCUGAAGAAUUUUCGAAAUGUUCUCAUUGUUUAAACACUUAUUUCACAAUGUCUUCUUCUCGGCAUAUUUACUAUGUCGCUCGUGAAAUGUUUCCCGCCUGUCUUUUGGCAGGUGUUGGAAUGGUAGUUGCGGGAUGUUAUAUUGAUAUGCUGAAGUCCUCCGGCACUUUAACUUCGAAAGAGGAAAGUAUUUUUGAGAUCAUUCCACCAAUUCUUGGACUGAAAGGAAAUUUAGAAGUUGCUCUUUCCUCUCGAUUAGCUACUGUGGUUCAUUUCCGAAGAAAGCUUAACGAACUAUCUUUCUGGUUGUUCACAACUACUCUGGCUUUUAUACUUGUUCUUGCUGUGUUUGCAAGCACAAUUAUACCUUUAGUGGUAAUAACGUUACAUAAAUCAUCGGGUACAUCUCAUUUCCCUGUUGAUCUUGUUCAUCUUAUCUGCAUUUCAUCAAUGACUUGCAUUUGUGCCACGUGUUUUAUAGGCGUUGUUGUUUACGCAAUAGUAUGUGCUUGCGUCUUUUGCGGAGCGAAUCCUGAUAAUGUUGCUCCACCCGCAGCCGCCGCUUUGGGUGAUCUUGUGACUGUUUUGAUUAUUUCACAUGUGAACUAUUACUUUAUCGUGCAUCCAACUUUGACUGUCACCGUUGCCGUGUGCAUGAUUUCUGUGGUUCUUAUUUUGAGUAUAUCUUAUUUAUUAUAUUAUUCAAAUGUCAACGUAUCUGGUGAUCUUCUCAGUCUUAUUAUUACACCUAAUACUUUUAAAGAAACUAUCAUUCCUUUAACUCUUGCAAUUAUCAUGAGUAGCAUUUGUGGGAAUAUAUCCGCCCGAUUUCUGAUAGAUUGGCCCAUUAUUGCGCGCCUUCAAGUCCCAAUAAAUGGUGUGGGGGGGAUUUUUGGUUCAAUGUUAAUUAGCAGAAUGACAACACGCCUGCAUUCAAUAACUUGUUCAAAAAAGCCUCCUCUGAAGGAGUCGUUCAUUGUUUCUCCAACAUCUGGUCUAGUCACGGUUGAAAAAGUCAACACUGUGAACUCUGAUAGAAAAUCUAUAACUCAUAAUUCACAUUUCUACACAUCAUCUCAGUCAUUCGGAACAUUGGGAUCCUGUAGAAAAGUACUUGAAAUUCAUACUGAUGUUUCACGGGUAUCUAAACUUAUCAGAUUCCUGUGUGUCCCGUUACAUUUUACCUUAACUUUAGUCAGUUUAACUGUCAGUUAUUAUUUAAAACAGGAUAAUUCUCCAAAGAUCACAUCACCUCUGCAGUUUGACAUUUUAUUUCCUUACCUCAUCGCUGGAUUCAUACAGAUAUGCAUACUUCUCGAGUUUGCGAAAUGGAUUGUUUUCAAACUUUGGAAAUAUUUACAUUCUACAAAACAUUUAAACUCUCAUGAUAAUGUUAUAUCCUUAGCAUCAAUUGAUUUCUCCGCUAUAGCUGUCACUACCGGUGCAGGUGAUCUGAUUGGAACAAGUUUAUUCAUUCUAUUUCUAUCUAUUAGUAAAUGGAUUAUAAGCGGUUGAUUUUCUUUUCGUUUUUUUUGUGUGAUCAUUCUGUACAAUUAGUUCUUUGAUGCUUAUAUUUCGUUGUUUGUUGUAUAUAUGAAAAUAUUAUUCUCCUUCUUUCAUAUUAACAUGAUUGAUAUAACAGUUGUUUGGACGAAUUAAAUCUUCUAUACUUAUGUAAUAUCUUAUAAAGUUUUUUACAUCAUGUCAGUAUAAUUUUCAGUAAUUUUUUCUACAUGUUUAUCUUAAUGUCGA